This is a messenger RNA of Zingiber officinale, 1047 nucleotides long. RefSeq names its product E3 ubiquitin-protein ligase MIEL1-like. NCBI's taxonomy places the organism in Eukaryota, Viridiplantae, Streptophyta, Magnoliopsida, Zingiberales, Zingiberaceae. Gene Ontology annotation, biological process: ubiquitin-dependent protein catabolic process; protein ubiquitination. The record is from RefSeq and is a predicted model, not a curated record. Bases 74 to 865 code for a protein of 263 amino acids. The transcript is spliced from 12 exons. Gene Ontology annotation, molecular function: zinc ion binding; ubiquitin protein ligase activity. Gene Ontology annotation, cellular component: nucleus.
UAGCUACGAAUUUAUAAAUCUCGUGAUAAUUGAAUACUUUCCCCACCGGCGCGUUCUGCUGCUCCGUCGAUCCAUGGCGAGCGCUGCCGCCCAUCCCGACGACUCCCGCCUAGGGUUCGGAAAGAUGGAGUUCGGGUGCAUCCACUACAGGAGGCGAUGCAAGAUCCGAGCCCCUUGUUGCAACGAGGUUUUCAAUUGCCGCCACUGCCACAAUGAAACCGCCAGACACGAACUUUGCCGUCAGGAUGUCCAGCAAGUUAUUUGCUUGGUCUGCGACACCGAGCAGCCGGUUGGACAAGCGUGCUCUAACUGCGGGGUCAAUAUGGGGGAAUAUUACUGUGAUGUGUGCAAAUUCUUUGACGAUGAUGUGGAAAAGGGUCAAUAUCACUGCAAUGAUUGUGGAAUCUGUAGAGUUGGAGGUAGAGAGAAUUUCUUCCACUGCAAGAAGUGUGGAUCUUGCUACUCAACUGAAUUACUCAAUAAGCAUUUUUGCAUAGAGAAUUCAAUGAGGCACAAUUGUCCCAUCUGUUAUGAGUAUCUUUUCGAUUCAUUGAAAGAGACAAGAGUUCUAAAUUGCGGGCACACCCUUCAUAUGGACUGUUAUAGUGAGAUGUUGACACAUAAUAAAUACUCUUGUCCAGUAUGCUCUAAGUCAGUUUGCGACAUGUCAAAGUACUGGAAAAAAUUAGACGAAGAGAUAGCAACAACGAUCAUGCCUGACGAGUAUCGCUACAAGGUUUGGAUUCUUUGCAAUGACUGUAACGAUGUUUCGGAAGUGCUGUUCCACAUCGUAGGACACAAGUGCAACCACUGCAAAUCCUACAACACCAGGACAAUCUCUACUCCACCUGUUCCUGCUCUGUAGCCUCUCCUUCCUCAUCAUAAGCACGAAGAAUUUAAGAACAUUUAUUCAAGGAAUUUUAUCCCUUGAUACAAAUCAGAAGAGGCCAUUCCUUUAUUCUGCCUCCACAUUGAAACUACUUCUGUUUGAAUUUGAUUCCUUUUUUUUAAAAGAAAAAAGGAUUAAUUUUAUAUUUUCAUUACUAA